AUGUAUUCAUAUCAAUCUAUUAAUAUAUCAGUCCUCCACUCUCUUCUAUCUAUCUAUCUAUCUAUCUAUCUAUCUAUCUCUUUUCCCAUAUAUAGAUUCUUCUAUUUCUUUGAAGGGUUUCACUCUCUCUCUCUCUCUCUCUCUCUCUCUCUCUCUCUCUCUCUCUAUUUCUCUAUUGCUUUUCUCUUUCUCUUUAUGUCUGACCUUCCCUGUCUCCUUUUCUCUUGUUCUAUCACUUUCGCCAUUUUCCCGUCAGUCUCACAUUUCAAUCCACUUUUCGUACUUUUCUUUUUCUUUCUGUCUAUAUUUCUCUCUAUAUAUAUAUAUCCCUCUUCCUUUUCUCUUUCCCUCUAUCUUUCUCACCCUUUAACUUCUAAUUCUCUUUCUCUGAUUUUCGCCUUGGCUCCUCUCCUCUUUAUUCCUCUUUCCUUUCUUUCUCACUUUUUCUCUCAACCUAUUGUUCUUUCCAUUACUUUUUUCUGUGACUCUCUCUCCCAGUGCACAUAUUUUGCUCAUCUAUCUAUCAUUUCUAAGAUUUCUAUCUAUCUAUCAUCUAAUCUAAUUGUUUAUUCUAUUUCUAGAUCUGUCUCUUUCUAUUCUAUUAAAUCUAUCUAUCUAUCUAUCUUUCUAUCUAUCUAUCUAUCUAUCUUUCUGAUUCUUUCAGAUCUAUCUAUCUAUCUAUCUGAGUUUCUAUCUAUCUAUCUAUCUAUCUUCUAUCCAAAUCUAUCUGAUUCUAUUCAAUCUCUCGUUCUAUCUGUUCUAUCUAUCUAUCUAUCUAUCUAUCUAUCUGAUUCUAUUCAGAUCUGUCUCGUUCUACUGAGAUCUAUCUAUCUAUCUAUCUAUCUAUCUGAUUCUAUUCAGAUCUCUCGUUCUACUUUCGAUCUAUCUAUCAAAAUCUAUCUAUUCAUCUAUCUAAUUCUAUUCAUCUAUCUGUUCACUAAUUAUCUAUCUAUCUAUCUAUCUAAACACAUCUAUCUAUCUAUCUAUCUAUCUGAUUCUAUAUUUCUAUCUAUCUUUACUACCUUUAUCUAUCUAUCUAUCUAUCUUGCCUAUUAUCUAUUCUAUCUAUCAAUCUACAAAUAUCGUAUCUAUUGA
Molecule: messenger RNA, 1095 nt
Organism: Acanthosepion pharaonis
Lineage: Eukaryota; Metazoa; Mollusca; Cephalopoda; Sepiida; Sepiidae
Source: the annotation of a GenBank genome assembly